Messenger RNA from Macrobrachium nipponense, 1919 nucleotides. Its product is annotated as ER membrane protein complex subunit 8-like. NCBI's taxonomy places the organism in Eukaryota, Metazoa, Arthropoda, Malacostraca, Decapoda, Palaemonidae. Gene Ontology annotation, cellular component: EMC complex. The transcript has 5 exons. Bases 56 to 682 code for a protein of 208 amino acids. The record is from RefSeq and is a predicted model, not a curated record.
GUUUCCUGAGAGGUGAUUCGUUCAUAUCAGUUCCUGUUCUAAACAUCAAGUCACGAUGUCAGGAGACAUUAGUCUUGCUUGCCCAGUUUUGGCCAAGAUGUUAUUACAUGCUGCACGUUAUCCACAGUCUGCAGUUAGUGGUGUGGUACUUGCUCAAGCUAAAGGCACCGGUGAUGACACUAGUAACACAGUUUAUCUUGUUGAUGCCAUACCUUUAUUCCAUUUACAUCUCAGCUUAACACCAAUGCUUGAAAUUGCUUUAACACAGAUUGAACAACGCUUCAGAUCUCAAGGAUUGGUGAUUGCUGGGUAUUAUCAAGCAAAUGAAUACAUUAGAGAUAAUGUGCCAGAUUUUGUAGCUCUGAAAAUAGCCGAAAAAAUUGCUGAGAACAAUAAUGAUGCAUGUCUAAUAAUGAUUGAUAACAAGCGACUUUGUUUAAAUCUUCAAACAGCUCCAAUCAUUGUUUCCCAACUUAGCUCAGAAGGAAAGUGGAAGAGCAGAGAUAAAUCAAGUGUACACAUUGAAACGGGAUCCUUGGAGGUAACAUCACAACUCCUACAGCGUAAAGUUCAGCAUGACGUAAAUGAUUUCGACAAUCAUCUUGAUGAUCUUACAUGUGACUGGACAAAUCCGCAAAUCAAUAAGCUUUUGACGACUAUAGCUGCUGCCAAUCAAGAUUAACUGUAAUAUAUUAAGUAAUUAACUAAGUAUGACAUAAUCCUUGGUUCCUCCGUAUUGGAUUAUUUUUAAUAUAUGUAGUUGAGAAUUUCAACUAUGAUACUCCUUUAUUAUAACAAAACCUGAUAAGUAUAUGUAGAAUACUGUAUAGUACUCUCCCUAAUUGUUUUUUUCAUAACUGCAUUUAAUAUUUUUUUAAAUGUCUGGCUUACUUUCUAAGUGCUGGCAACACCCAUCUGUAAUCAAGCAGUUCAGAUAAGUCAUCUUUAAUCAGUGCAAAUAUCCCUAACUAUCUUAUGUACUAAUUCAUUAUUAGGUGUUUAUUAAUAUUUCAAAAUAUAAAAACCAGCCUUUGACAACUUUUAAAAGUUAGAUGAAGCUCAUAAAUGCCUCCUUAUAGGAGCUAAAGUUUCAGAAAACUUUGUCAAAGGUAUACCUAGUUCUUUUAGGUUAGGUUAUCUCUUUGGUUCAUUAGGCACCCGCCAUCUAGAAUAUACUUUGUAACAUAUUUACUUUCAAAAGAAAAAGCUGUCAAACUGAAAUAUGCAUUAUAAUGUGUAGAAAUGAAGUAAAGUAUGUAGUUUAUUUUGUGAUCGUUUUGCAGCUAUAUACAGUGGACGCCCCCCCAUCUUUGUGAGGGAUGGGUAUCACACCCACCCCCUUGAGUAGCAAAAAUCCACAAAUACUUUAAACCCCUUUAAAAAUGCUUAGAACUGCCUAUUUUGAUAGUUAAAACAUGAAAAAAAGACCCUGUAAAAUACUUAUACCCAAGUUUUUAAUAGUUUUAUCACAAAAAGUGCAUUUAGUCACAAAAAUAAUAUGAAAAUAUAGUCAUUUGUGAAUAGUUCUCAGUUAAAAAUACCAUGACUAGGUGAAUUUUCUACGAAUAAUGGGUAUAUAUGGUCCACAGAAAAAUCUGCGAAUAGGCAAGUCCGCAAAUCGUGAUUCCACAAUUAGCGGGGGUCGACUGCAGUACUGUACCAGUUGUUAUUCAAGAGUUAAGAGUUUUUACUACUUUAGAGACCAGAGUAUCCUCUAUAUUUAAUGAACAUUUAUACCUUAUAUCAGUGUACUCUACAAGACUUUACUUUAUUCUUUAUUCCUUGUUGAAGUGUAGUUCUCGUAGUAAAGCAAUUUUUGUUAUGUAAUGAUUUCUUUCUAUAAAACGUAAAUAGGAUACAUUUUUUCUUUUACUUGUAAUAUUGUUAUAUUACUGGAAUAAAUUUUCAUCUAAAGAAUU